Molecule: messenger RNA, 1659 nt
Organism: Adineta steineri
Lineage: Eukaryota; Metazoa; Rotifera; Eurotatoria; Adinetida; Adinetidae
Source: the annotation of a GenBank genome assembly
AUGUCAAAAACAUCGAAUCGAUUAAGUAAUAGUAUUCCUACUACUACUAUACGAAUAUCAACAAUGCAUUCUGCUGUUGUUGCUCCUACAACUUUUCAAUAUGUCAAUAAUCAUCAAGGAUGGACAUCGUCAUUGAUUUGGGCUGUUCUAGUUGUAACAUUUUCAACAAGUUUUGUCAUGGGUGUUAAUAUUGGCGGACCGAAUAUAUACAAUUUAUUUAUUGUUCCAUGGGCAAGAGGAUAUCCAUUUCCAUGUCAAAAAGAUGAAGAUGUAGCACAAUGGGUAGCACGUGUAUGGUGGGAUUGUGAUUAUACAGAUGUUUCUCUGUGGAAUAUAACAGGUUAUUAUUAUUUACCACCAGUACCUGCAAAUAGACAAAUAUCGCAACAUGUUAUCGAUGCAGCUCAUACUAUUUGUUUUGUUAUUGGUGGUGCAAUCGGUGGGUUGACUGGACAAUAUUGGUAUUCAUAUCUAACACGACGAAAUGCUAUUUUUGUUAGUAUGAUAUUUCAAUUGUUAGGAUCGAUUCUAAUGAUUAUUCCAUUGUUAAUUUAUCAUGGAUAUACACGAGGUGAUCCUGAUCGAAACACAAUCAAUCAAGUUCUCGAAAAUAAAGAUAUUGCUAUUGCACUUCUUUAUAUAUCACGUUUUUUAUCUGGAUGGUCUGCUGGGAUGUGUUGCGUUGUCUCAUCAAUCUAUUUAGCAGAUAUUAGUCCACGAAUUAUGCGUGGUAAAGUUGUUACAUUUCAUCAAUUGUUUAUUGUCAUUGGAGUACUUGUGGGCCAAAUAAUUGGUGUUCCAUGGUUGCUUGGUCAACAUGAUAAAUGGAAUUGGGGUAUGUCUUGGGCUGGUCUAUUUUCAUUAGCAGGUUGUUUUCUUAUUUGGACAUUACCUGAAAGUCCACGAUGGCUUGUACAAGAACAUGAAAGAAAUAGAGCAGCUGAAUCACUUCGUAUUCUUCGACAAAGUAAUUAUAUCGAAGCAGAACUUGAUGAAAUCGUACGACAAGAAGCAACUGCUGUAACACAGCAUGUAUCGAUUUGUAGUAUGUUUACUACUACACGUUUUCGUUGGCCAUUAUUGACUAGUAUAGCAUUGAAUGCUAUUCAACAGUUGUGUGGAAUUAAUUCAGUAUUUUUCUAUUCAAGUGAAACAUUUUCAUUGAUUGGUUUUGUAGAAGAUAAAGUUUAUUGGGGUAUAAUAUCAACUGGUCUCAUUAAUUUAGUAGCAACGAUAGUAUCAGAAAAAUUUGUUGAAUUAUUUGGUCGUCGUCCAUUAAUUCUUUAUCCACUUGGUAUAAUUACAUUUAUCAUGAUUUUACUUUGUGUUUUUAUUCAAAUUCAUAUACCAAUUAUUGUAUUAAUACUAACGUUGAUGUUUAUUGCUAUGUUUGCUGUUGGACUUGGACCAAUUCCUUACGUAUAUCCAAAUGAAGUAUUUACAAUUGAUGUGCGACCAACUGCUCUUUCAAUUUCAGUAUUUGCUAGUUGGUUUUGUAAUACAUUGGUAACCAUAUUAUUUCCAGUAUUCCGAUCAAUAAUUAAUGGUUAUGUUUUUCUUAUCUUUUGUGUUUGUUGUUCAUCAGCGUUCGUUCUCUUAUAUUAUAAAAUGCCUGAGACAAAAGGUAAAAAAUUAUCUGAAAUCGAAGCAUUUUGGUAA